This is a messenger RNA of Prunus armeniaca (apricot), 474 nucleotides long. The record is from the annotation of a GenBank genome assembly. NCBI's taxonomy places the organism in Eukaryota, Viridiplantae, Streptophyta, Magnoliopsida, Rosales, Rosaceae.
AUGAGGUCAAAGGUUGAUCCAAUAUUGGUGAAUGAAAUUGAGUCCGAUGAUGAAUGGAUAACUGAGGUUGAAGAACCAAUUCUACCAACUGAUCUUACUUGGCUUAAUUCUCAAGAAUUAUAUGAUGUUGAUGUCAUCAGAAAUAUGUCUACUGAACAGCGAGGGAAUAUUCAUGUUAGGACUCAAGAGCCUAUUGUCCAUUCUAGAACUCAAGAUCCUAUUAUUGAUGAUGAUCUUAUUCUUGACGAUGACGUUCUUCUUUCCUCGUUAGCUUCAAAAAAAAAAGAUGGUGAAACCUCAAGUAAGAGGAAAGUCAAAAGCAAGUCCAUAAGAGCGAUGCUUAUGGAUGAAGAUGAUGAGAUAGAUAAAGAUCCUUCAACAAUAUUUGAUAGUGGGAAAUAUCAUGUUCAUAUUGAUACAGUUGAUCAAUAUGAUAGUGAUGCUAGUUUGAAUGAUAUUAGUGUUGAGGAGUGA